Messenger RNA from Amphibalanus amphitrite, 4719 nucleotides. Its product is annotated as protein jagged-1b-like. Gene Ontology annotation, molecular function: Notch binding; calcium ion binding. Gene Ontology annotation, cellular component: plasma membrane; protein-containing complex. NCBI's taxonomy places the organism in Eukaryota, Metazoa, Arthropoda, Thecostraca, Balanomorpha, Balanidae. Bases 168 to 3932 code for a protein of 1254 amino acids. Gene Ontology annotation, biological process: multicellular organism development; establishment or maintenance of epithelial cell apical/basal polarity; heterophilic cell-cell adhesion. The record is from RefSeq and is a predicted model, not a curated record. The transcript is spliced from 17 exons.
GGCCGGGUGCGCUCAGUAGUCGCGAGUGAAGCGCGCUGUGGUCGAGAGCGGUGGGAGCGUGUGAUGUGUGACGCCUACAGCGGUCGUCAGUGAUCGGUCGGAGAGUGCUGAGCUCAGGGACGGACAGUGCGCGCAGAGCCGGCCCCGGGCCGCGCCAGUGGCGAGCGAUGCGGGCCGAUCGAGGAGCGGCGAUCAUGUGGGCCUCCGUGACCCUGCUGGCCCUCAUUAUUGGACAGGUUUCCGGCUCGGGCUUUUUCGAGCUACAAAUUCAGAAAGUGCAGAACCCGAGCGGCGAGCGGCGGGACGGUAGCUGCUGCGGGGACGCGCCGCGUGGCCCCGGCGACCGGUGUCCACUGCAGUGCCGCACCUCGUUCCGACUCUGCCUGAAGGAGUACCAGAACCCGGUGCUCACCACCGGCCUCUGCAACUUUGGCAGCACGAGCAGCGCCGUCAUCGACGGCAACAGCUUCCGCAUGACGGAGAUGGCGGCCAACGCUACACUCCGACUGCCCUUCACAUUCUCCUGGAUGAGAUACUUCACCCUGGUACUGGAGGUGCUCGACAACGUCAAGGGACAGCCCGCCGCUGAGGUGAUCGAGCUGGCCACUCACUCCGGCAUCCUGAAGCCGUCCAGUGACUGGCACUCGACCACGCACCACGGCGUGGCCGCCACCGUCUACUACCGCUUCAGAGUACAGUGUGACGACAACUAUUACAACAGCACGUGCACCAAGCUGUGCCGGCCGCGGGACGAUCAGUUCGGUCACUACACGUGCGACCAGAACGGCGACAAACAAUGUCUGGACGGCUGGGUCGGGCCGCCCAACUGUGAGACACCUCAGUGCAAGGAGGGCUGUCACCCCAUCAACGGCCGCUGUGACCGGCCCGGCGAGUGCAGGUGCGAGCCGGGCUGGCAGGGGGAGUUCUGCGACGAGUGCGUCCCCUACCCGGGCUGCAAGCACGGCUUCUGCAACGGCAAGCCGUGGCUGUGCAACUGCGAGCUCAACUGGGGCGGCAUUCUCUGCGAGCAGGACCUCAACUUCUGCGGCACCCAUGAGCCGUGUGUGAACGGUGGCACGUGCGAGAACACGCGACCCGACAAGUACCGCUGCACGUGUCCGGAGGGCUUCUCCGGCGACAACUGCGAGGUGGUGGACAACCCGUGCGCCACGGGCCCGUGCCAGCACGGCGGCACGUGUAUCGACAUGAGCGGCGAAUUCCAGUGCUCGUGUCCGCCCGGCUGGACGGGCGACCGCUGCCAAAUCAAUGUGAACGAAUGCAGGGCGUCAUCACCGUGUCAGCACGGAGGAACCUGUGUCGAUCUGGUGGAUGGGUUCCGCUGCAGCUGCCCCCACGGAUGGGAGGGCAACCUGUGCCAACUAGAUUCGGACGAAUGCCAAGGAAGUCCGUGUGUGAACGCGGUCUCCUGUAAGAACCUGGUGGGCGACUACCAGUGCGAGUGUAUGGAGGGCUGGACGGGCAAGAACUGCGACCAGACCAUCAGUAACUGUGGCGAGCAGUGCCACAACGGCGGCACGUGCAUCGACCUGGCCAGUGACUACCGCUGCAUCUGCCAGUCUGGCUACACAGGCCGGAACUGCGAGGUGAACAUCAACGAGUGUGACCCGAGCCCGUGCCUGAACGACGGCGAGUGUGUGGAUCUGAUCGCCGGCUACCGCUGCAUCUGCCCUGUCGGCUACACGGGCGACCGCUGUGAGACGGACAUGGAUCUGUGCAACCCGAAUCCGUGCGAGAACGAGGCGCGGUGCUUCAACAGUAACAGCGACUACUACUGCCAGUGUCCCGACGGACUUCACGGCAAAAACUGCAGCGAGACGAAGGCCGUCUGCCUAGGACCGCAGUGCAACGUGGACAGCUGUAUGAUCGCGCCGACCGGCCUCAACGCGCCGGCCAAGCUGGUGACGAUCUGCGGCGAGCACGGACGCUGCAUCUCGGGACCGGCGGGCCAGUUCAGCUGCGCGUGCGACCCCGGCUACACAGGUCGCCACUGCCACCAGAAUAUCAACGACUGCAGCAGCGACCCGUGCCAUAACGGCGCAACUUGUAUCGACGGCAUCGACAGCUUCACCUGCAUCUGCCCGCUCGGCUGGGAGGGGCCGCUCUGCAACACAAAUAAGAACGAGUGUGAGCCGAACCCGUGCCGUCACAACGGUACGUGUGUGGACGCCGUGGCCGACUACGCGUGUGACUGCCCCGACGGAUGGAAGGGCAAACGGUGCCACCUGACCGAAUCACACUGCGAUCGGACCACGUGUCUGAACGGCGGCACGUGCCGCGACCUGGGCUCCACCUUCCUCUGCCACUGCACGCCCGAGUGGGAGGGCACCGUCUGCCAGCUGAGGAAGAGCCCCGCCUGCAGCGCCAACCCGUGCCUCAACCUGGCCACGUGCGUCAACACGGGAGACACCUUCUCGUGCAUCUGCAGAGAGGGGUUCGAGGGGCGCCGCUGCGAGCACGACAUCAACGACUGCAACCCGCACCCGUGCUACAACGGCGGCAGCUGCGUGGACGGCGUCAACUUCUUCACCUGCGUGUGCCCGCGCGGCUUCCUCGGCCCUGACUGCCGCAUCAAUGUGGAUGAGUGCGCCAGCAGCCCGUGUUCGUUCGGCAGUACCUGUGUGGACGCCGUCGGAGGAUUCACGUGCAUCUGUCCGCCCGGCAGAGGUGGAUCGACCUGUUCAGAGGUGGUUGACCAGCCAGCGUCCGGCGCCACGUGCCACUGGCGAGGCUCAGAGUACGCCGACGGACACACGUGGCAGAACUCGUGUAACACGUGCCGCUGCCAGAACGGACUGGUCACGUGCACCAAACUGUGGUGCGGCGCGUCCAACUGCAUCGAGCUCGUCAAUGAUGUGCUAAAGUUCACCGAGUGCGGCGCCGGACAGGUGUGCGUCCAGGCGCCCAGCGACAACUGCCUCUCGCCGCCGUGCGCUCAUCACGGAGAGUGUCGAAAACUGGGCGUCGGGAAGACGGUCAACCCGCCCAUCAGCCCGGCGCCGACCAGCUGCUGGCCCAACCAGGCGUUCCUCAGCAACUCGUGCGCGCGGCUGACUGUCCGUCUCGAGUCAGCACAGCUGGCGCCGGGCACCACGGUCGAGGGAGUGUGCACACAGCUGCGCCGUCUGCUCGUCCAGCAGACUCCCGACUCGCUCACCGGCGAGGCGCUGGUCGUCAUGUGUGACCUGGCCGAGGGGGAGCGAGGAGCUAUCGCCGUCACACUGUCGACGCCCCGCUCCCCGGGCGUGUCCGCCAUCAGUCCGCUGGUGACGGAGACGGCUCAGCGGCUGGGCGAGCUGCUGCGCGCCGGUCGCGGCUCGCUGCCGGUGGCCGCCGCCGUCACCGAGGUGCACACCGAGACCAGCGAGCAGACGGCGCCGGCCGGCGGCGGCCCGCUGCUGGCCGUCGUCUGCACGCUGCUGGCUGUCGGCGUGCUGGCCGUCUGCCUGCUGCUGCUGGCCUGGCAGCAGCGGCGCCGCGCGCGGCUGCUCCGUGACGAGCAGCAGACCAAGGAGGAGAACUGCAACAACGUGCAGAACGAGAAGAACCUGCGCCGAUACAGAAACCGACUGGACUCUCCCGACAGUGAGACGUGCCGCGCCGGCUGCACUAGUGACGCCUGCCGGGACGGAUAUAAACUAAAGGAGCUGGACGCUCCGCCGGGCGGCGCCACAGCCGCACCGCCCAAGCGCCGCGACUCGCUCGAGCCGUGCGAGCUCCCGCUCGACUCGCCGAGGCCAGAGAAACCGGCUCUCUACAAGCCGGUGAACGUGAACAAUCUCGCGCCGCCGCGGGGCGCCGGCCCCUCCAAGGAGAUCAACAAGGAGAUUUUGCGCGGCGCCGCGCUGCGGCAGUCGGCGCUGAGCAGGACGCUGAGAGAGGACUCGCCAGAGUUCCACGAGGUGCUAGUGUGACGCGCGCGGCGCCCGACGGCCGGCCGGCCGGCCUCUUCCCCCGAGACUAGUGCAAUGCCGGCGCGCACGCGUGAGCGAGCCGCAUUUUGUUGCGUUUAUCGUUUCGGACAUUGGUUUACGAGCUUACCCAGAGCGAUGUAGGUAUAUUUUAUUGUUGACGGCUGUCUGCUCGGUUGGUUUUAUUCUCGGACGGAUGUGCGGUUUAGGCUUGUUCUCUGUGUUGUGCUUUGAGACCAGUUGGUGGAUUUUGUCGGGCGGCGAGUGGGCGUCGCCAGCCGGCCGGCCGCUGCUGCGGCGAGCCUCUGUGAGACAAUACGCCGUCACGACCCCAGGGCCGGACGGCGUGAGGAGCUGUGAUGAUUUUAUACGCAUUUCGCACCUGUGUGACAUAUAUCUCAUUCGCCAUCACUGUAAGUUGUAUGAUAGAUUGUGUAGCCGUUGUCGAUCCUCACAUGUGUUGCCAUAGAUUUGUCUUUUAUGUAUGUGUGCGUGUAUGUGUGUGAUUGCGAUCUCCUGCGGGCAGUGUAUGUGGGGUGUCGCUGGGGUGGGCUGCGAUGGGACUGGGUAGGGAGGGUCAGAGUCGGUAUGUCCCCGGUCACACACCAGGGGCGGCCCGGCUCGUCCGCGGGGCCUGCGUGCCACCGCCGUGGAACGGGGACCAACGAACCAGUGGCGAGGCAGCUGCGGCAACCGCCGUGGCGCUGUACUCGCCAGCUAUUUAAUAUUGAUGUCCACGAAUGCUGAAUGUUUGCUGUACAGAAAAUAUACCGUGCCUGCAUUAGCAAUA